CAGUCGUUGGAGCAUGGUCUUCUUCGCCAUUCUCCAGCCGCUCCGCUACCUCGUCUUCCCUAGGGCUAGGGUUAGCGCCUCGGUCUUCUCCACCGCUACCUUCGUCCCCAAGCAGGCGGUGAAGAUGGCCAACGAGGCGACACCGGUGGAGUGGCCGGCGACCAAGGUGAGGGAAACCUUCUUCCGCUUUUUCGAGGGCAAGGAGCACGUCAACUGGCGGUCGAGCCCCGUGGUUCCCCUCGAUGAUCCCACCCUUCUCUUCGCCAACGCGGGAAUGAACCAGUUCAAGCCGAUCUUUCUUGGGACUGUGAACCCCACGACGCCACUUGGCCGGCUCAGGCGGGCGUAUAACACCCAAAAGUGCAUCCGCGCCGGAGGGAAGCACAACGAUCUUGACGAUGUCGGGAAGGAUACCUACCACCAUACGUUCUUUGAGAUGCUCGGCAAUUGGUCGUUCGGUGAUUACUUUAAGGCUGAGGCCAUCACUUGGGCCUGGGAACUCCUCACCGAGGUGUAUGAAUUGCCUAAAGACAGGAUUUAUGCUACUUAUUUUGGUGGUGAUGAGAAGUUAGGCCUUCCAGCUGAUAAUGAAGCUAGAGAUAUGUGGCUAAGAUUUUUGGAGCCUCAACGAGUGCUGCCUUUUGGUUGCAAGGACAACUUCUGGGAGAUGGGUGAUACUGGCCCUUGUGGACCUUGCACGGAAAUUCAUUUUGAUCGCCUUGGCAAUCGUGAUGCAGCUUCCUUGGUCAAUAAUGAUGAUCCUACUUGCAUUGAGAUCUGGAACCUUGUCUUUAUUCAGUUUAACAGGGAAAGUGAUGGUAGUUUAAGGUCCUUACCAGCGAAACAUGUUGAUACAGGGUUGGGUUUUGAAAGAUUGACUUCGAUUCUUCAGAAUAAAAUGAGCAACUAUGAUACAGAUAUAUUCUUGCCCAUAUUUGAUGCUAUUCAACAAGUAACAGGGGCUCUGCCAUACUCUGGCAAGGUUGGGGCAGAUGAUGUGGACAAAGUUGACAUGGCUUACAGAGUGGUCGCUGAUCACAUAAGAACUCUUUCUAUUGCCAUUGCUGAUGGUUCCCGUCCUGGUAAUGAGGGGCGAGAAUAUGUUCUUAGACGUAUUCUUCGACGAGCUGUACGUUAUGGUAGAGAAGUUUUAAAAGCACAAGAAGGAUUUUUCAGUGGUCUUGUAGGGGUUGUCACGAAAGUGAUGGGUGAUGUAUUUCCAGAGCUCAAGCAAUAUGAAUCUAAGAUACAAGAGAUAAUUGCAGAUGAGGAAGCAAGUUUUGGAAGGACACUUUUAAAGGGAAUUGAGAAGUUUAAGAAAGCUGCACAAGAUGUUCAGGGCAGCAAAAUAAGUGGCCAGGAGGCAUUUGUUUUGUGGGACACCUAUGGUUUUCCUAUGGAUUUAACUCAGCUAAUGGCAGAAGAAAGAGGACUAUCAGUCGACGUGGAAGGUUUUAAUAUUGCCAUGGAAGAAGCCAGGCAAAAGGCUAGAACUGCUCGCAGUAAGGCAGUUGGGGACUCCAUUGUGAUGGAUGCUGAUGCUACAUCCAAGUUGCAUAAGAAUGGUGUGCCUACAACAGAUGAUAGUUACAAGUUUAUAUGGCACCAGGAUCAUGAAAGUGUGGUCAAAGCUAUAUACACUGGUGCGGAGUUCCUAGAGACAGCUUUUGAUGGAGUUGACAUAGGCAUUGUUUUGGAAAGUACAAGUUUCUAUGCUGAGCAAGGGGGUCAGAUAUAUGACACUGGGUCAAUUGAUGGGUCAUUUGGAUCAUUUCAAGUAAAUAAUGUUCAAGUAUAUGGAGGCUUUGUUCUUCAUAUUGGAACUUUAAUUGGGGGGGCCAAAGCAUUAUCUGUUGGCGACAAAGUAAUAUGCAAGGUUGACUAUGACAGACGUACCUUGAUCGCUCCAAACCAUACUUGCACUCACAUGCUUAAUUUCGCACUUAGGGAAGUGCUUGGGGAUCAUGUUGAUCAGAAGGGUUCAAUUGUUCUUCCUGAGAAGUUAAGAUUUGAUUUCUCACAUGGGAAACCCAUCCAUCCUGAAGAUCUGAGAAAAAUUGAGUCUAUUGUAAACCAGCAGAUUAAAGACGAGUUAAAUGUGUAUGCAAGUGAAGCGACUCUGGCUGCUGCGAAGCAGAUAGUUGGAUUGCGAGCAGUAUUUGGUGAGAUCUAUCCUGAUCCUGUGAGGGUUGUGUCAAUCGGCCAUAAAGUGGAAGACCUUCUACAGGAUCCAGACAAUAAAGAAUGGUUAUCUAUAUCAACAGAAUUAUGUGGAGGUACUCAUAUAUCAAAUACUCGAGAAGCUAAAGCAUUUGCCCUUCUAUCUGAGGAGGGAAUUGCCAAAGGAAUCAGAAGAGUAACAGCUGUCACAACUGAAUGUGCAUUCAAGGCAUUGGAGUUGGCUUCCUCUCUUGAUGCUGAAAUUACUGAAUCAUCCAAAUCAGAAGGAAGCUUGCUGGAGAAGAAAGUUGCCACUCUGAAAAGCAAAAUUGAUGCAGCUGCUAUUCCAGCAGCCAUAAAAGCAGACCUCAGAGCCAAGAUUUCCCAACUGGAGGAUCGUGUUAGAAAGGCAAAGAAGAAGAUUGCUGAGGAAAAUAUACAGAAAGCAGUCAAAGCAGCAACAGAAGUUGCAAAAGCUGCUGCUUCUGAACGAAAAGCCUUUUGCAUCGCACAAGUAGACGUAGGGCUGGAUACUGCGGCGGUUCGAGAAGCAGUGUUGAAAGUUUUGGAACUACAGGGGUUAGCGGUGAUGGUGUUCAGCACAGAUGAGACAUUGAACAAAGCCGUGGUUUAUGCUGGGGUUCCCAACAGUGGAUCAAAGACUGGGCUGGCAGUGUUAGAAUGGCUAAAUGAAGUAAUGAAGCCCCUUAAGGGAAAGGGUGGUGGUGGGAAAAACGGCAUCGCCCAGGGCCAGGGGAGCGAUGCAUCCCGCCUUGAGGAGGCAAUGGAUGUCGCGGCAAAAUUUGCUUCACUGAAGCUGCAAUAAUAACACAUCUGGCAUCCAUAUCAAAGCAACAGAACCAAAAUUAUUUUCCGUUUGCUUUUCUUGAUUGAAUCCGAAGCCAAAUAUGAUCUGGCAUUAUUUGUUGGUACUAAUUUAUAGUUGGUUUGAUGGUGCAAAUCCAUUCAUGGUGACACUGGAUCGAAGUUCCCAGUUAUAGCUUCCUACAGAAGGGGAUUGUAUAUUCAGCAUCUAAUUAACUGUUAAAUCAUCAAAACAUGGUGCAGAUUUAGCGAUUAAAUUUUUUUGACAUGGUUAA
This is a messenger RNA of Musa acuminata AAA Group (dessert banana), 3260 nucleotides long. Its product is annotated as alanine--tRNA ligase. The transcript has 22 exons. Gene Ontology annotation, biological process: alanyl-tRNA aminoacylation. The record is from RefSeq and is a predicted model, not a curated record. Lineage: Eukaryota; Viridiplantae; Streptophyta; Magnoliopsida; Zingiberales; Musaceae. Gene Ontology annotation, molecular function: aminoacyl-tRNA deacylase activity; ATP binding; nucleic acid binding. Gene Ontology annotation, cellular component: mitochondrion; chloroplast; cytoplasm. The coding region runs from base 14 to 2986 and encodes 990 amino acids.